UCCCUAGCUUAUGUAAACACGCGCCUCAUUCUUCAUUGAGCAGAGUCCAUAGCCGCAGUUUGCAUCGUUACCUCCUUAAACCAAAACAGAAUUUUCCACAUCUUACCUAGCCUCUGAUUCGCGACAAUGGCGACCCAAAUGAGUAAGAAGAGAAAGUUUGUAGCUGAUGGAGUUUUCUUUGCUGAGCUGAACGAGGUUCUGACCAGAGAGCUUGCUGAGGAUGGAUACUCGGGUGUUGAAGUUAGGGUUACCCCUAUGCGCACUGAGAUCAUCAUCAGAGCCACUCGAACCCAGGCUGUUCUUGGUGAGAAGGGAAGAAGAAUUAGGGAGCUUACCUCAGUGGUACAGAAGAGGUUCAAGUUUCCAGAGAAUAGUGUGGAGUUAUAUGCUGAGAAGGUUAACAACAGGGGUCUUUGUGCUAUUGCUCAGGCAGAGUCUCUCCGUUACAAGCUACUUGGUGGACUUGCUGUCCGGAGGGCCUGCUAUGGUGUUUUGAGAUUUGUUAUGGAAAGUGGUGCCAAGGGAUGCGAGGUCAUUGUUAGUGGAAAAUUGAGAGCUCAGAGAGCCAAAUCUAUGAAAUUCAAGGAUGGUUACAUGAUUUCUUCUGGUCAACCGGUCAAGGAUUACAUUGACUCUGCAGUGAGACAUGUGCUCCUUAGACAGGGUGUUCUCGGUAUCAAGGUCAAGAUCAUGCUUGAUUGGGAUCCUAAAGGGAAACAGGGUCCCAAAACUCCCCUACCUGAUAUUGUCACAAUCCAUACUCCAAAGGAGGAGGAAGAAUACAUCCGGCCUGCUCCUGUUGUGGCAAAUGAUAUUGAAGUCCCUGUUGCUUGAAAUGUUUUGAUUACUGGAGUAGUGACUGAUAGUACCUGAGUGGCUACAAUGUUUGUUGUCAAAGACUUGUUCAAAAUUUUCUAGUUUUUUUAUCUGUUUAAGAAAUUGUUACACUUCAGUUACGAGUAUUUUGGCAUCAAUCGUUCUAACUUUUCCCUCCCUCUAAUGCAGUUCGAAUUUUGUUUGUGGUAGACA
Molecule: messenger RNA, 1029 nt
Organism: Gastrolobium bilobum
Lineage: Eukaryota; Viridiplantae; Streptophyta; Magnoliopsida; Fabales; Fabaceae
Product: small ribosomal subunit protein uS3x-like
Exons: 7
Coding region: 127-834 (235 amino acids)
Biological process (GO): translation
Cellular component (GO): nucleus; cytosolic small ribosomal subunit
Molecular function (GO): RNA binding; structural constituent of ribosome
Source: RefSeq, a predicted model, not a curated record